AUGUCUUCAGAAGACAAAGAGGCUCAGGAGGAUGAGCUGCUGGCGCUGGCCAGUAUCUAUGAUGAAGAUGAGUUUAAGAGAGCUGAGUCUGUCCAAGGGGGAGAAACAAGAAUUUGUCUGGAGUUGCCCCAAAACUUCAAAAUAUUUGUGAGUGGGAGCUCCGCCGGCAGCCUCCGGACGGGCGGCUUCGAGUACAGCGUCUGCUUCUUGCCGCCCCUCGUGCUGAACUUCGAGCUGCCUCCAGACUACCCCUCCACCUCCCCACCCGCCUUCACCCUCAGCGGGAAAUGGCUCUCCCAGGCCCAGCUCAGUGCCCUUUGCAAACACUUGGACAACGUCUGGGAGGAGAAUCGAGGCUGUGUGGUCUUGUUUGCCUGGAUGCAGUUUCUGAAGGAAGAAACACUGAGUUACCUCAAUAUUUCCUCCCCAUAUGAGCUGAAAAUGUGCCCCCAGGGGAGCGGGCAGAGCAGGACACCUUUGGUCCCCCUCAGUGCUGAGGACUGUGGCGGUGCAGCGGGCUCUGCUGCGGCGGAGGAAGAAGUCAUGGAUGCGAGAGCCGUGCAGGAUGUGGAAUCACUGUCGAGUCUGAUUAGGGAGAUCUUGGACUUUGACCAGGCGCAGAGGAGGAAGUGCUUUAACAGCAAGAUGUACUUGUGCAAUAUCUGCUUCUGCGAGAAGCUGGGCAGUGAGUGCAUGCACUUCACGGAGUGCAGCCACGUCUACUGCAAAGCGUGCCUCAAGGACUACUUUGAAAUCCAGAUCAGGGACGGGCAGGUCCACUGCCUCAACUGCCCAGAACCCAAGUGUUCCUCUGUAGCCACACCGGGCCAGGUGAAGGAGCUGGUUGGAGAGCAGCUCUUUGCGCGCUACGACCGCCUGCUCCUGCAGUCGAGCUUGGACCUGAUGGCAGACGUGGUGUACUGCCCUCGCCCGUGCUGCCAGACCCCCGUCAUGCAGGAGCCGGGCUGCACCAUGGCCAUAUGCUCCCAGUGCAACUAUGCCUUUUGCACCCUCUGCAAAAUGACCUACCAUGGGGUCUCCCCCUGUAAAGUCACUGCAGAGAAAUUAAUGGCUUUGCGAAAUGAAUAUUUAGAAGCAGAUGAAGCAACUAAAAGGUUUUUGGAACAACGCUAUGGCAAACGGGUGAUUCAGAAAGCUCUUGAGGAGAUAGAGAGUAAAGAAUGGCUAGAAAAGAACUCGAAGGCUUGUCCCUGCUGCGGUACUCACAUAGAGAAACUCGAUGGGUGUAACAAGAUGACGUGCACGGGCUGCAUGCAGUACUUCUGCUGGCUCUGCAUGGGCUCUCUGUCAAGGGUGAACCCCUACAGGCACUUCAAUGAUCCAUCCUCCCCCUGCUUCAACAGGUUGUUUCAAGCCAUGCAUCCUGACGAGGAGUACUGGGAAGAGGAAGAUGAAGAUCAGUAG
Messenger RNA from Nestor notabilis (Kea), 1425 nucleotides. RefSeq names its product ring finger protein 14 (gene RNF14). The transcript is spliced from 7 exons. Gene Ontology annotation, molecular function: ubiquitin protein ligase activity; ubiquitin conjugating enzyme binding; zinc ion binding. NCBI's taxonomy places the organism in Eukaryota, Metazoa, Chordata, Aves, Psittaciformes, Psittacidae. Gene Ontology annotation, biological process: protein polyubiquitination; ubiquitin-dependent protein catabolic process; positive regulation of proteasomal ubiquitin-dependent protein catabolic process. The coding region runs from base 1 to 1425 and encodes 474 amino acids. The record is from RefSeq and is a predicted model, not a curated record. Gene Ontology annotation, cellular component: cytoplasm; ubiquitin ligase complex.